This is a messenger RNA of Endocarpon pusillum Z07020, 1647 nucleotides long. RefSeq lists its product as uncharacterized. The coding region runs from base 1 to 1647 and encodes 548 amino acids. Lineage: Eukaryota; Fungi; Ascomycota; Eurotiomycetes; Verrucariales; Verrucariaceae. Gene Ontology annotation, cellular component: membrane. The record is from RefSeq and is a predicted model, not a curated record. Gene Ontology annotation, biological process: transmembrane transport. The transcript has 6 exons. Gene Ontology annotation, molecular function: sulfate transmembrane transporter activity.
AUGGACAACCCUGGAAAGUUAUAUUCUCCCCCAGUGUCCAAGAUCGAUUUCGAAGAGCAUGAUAGUUCUGCAAGGCACGUGGUGGACGAUGAUAGCAGCUCCAGUCACACUUCCAUUAAAGGGAAUACGGCUUUUCUCACAGAAGGUCUCGACGACUUCUAUGUCCCAAUUGACAAAUACGAAGGGCGCCAUAGAUAUGACCCCAAGUUUCGCUGGGACGAACACGAAGAGAAAAACUUGGUUCGCAAGAUUGACCUCCGCAUUUGCACCUGGGUUUGCCUGACGUUCUUCGCGCUACAGCUUGAUCGUGCAAAUAUCGUGCAGGCUCUUUCUGACAACAUGCUCAAAGACUUAAAUCUCAACACCAACGAUUACAACACUGGUCAGACAAUUUUCUAUGUUAGCUUCUUGAGCGCGGAAUUGCCAUCCCAGCUGAUAUCAAAGAAGCUGGGACCAGAUCGGUGGAUUCCAAUGCAGAUGAUCAUGUGGUCCUCAGUCGCUAGCUUUCAGGCAUUUCUGAACAGUCGUAGAUCGUUCUUUGCGACCCGAUCGCUGCUAGGACUUAUCGAAGGUGGUUUCAUUCCGGACACUAUCCUGUACUUGUCCUACUGGUAUACCGGUAAGGAGCUACCACGGCGACUGAGCUACUUCUGGACAUCAUCUCAGUUUACAAACAUCGUCGGAGCAUUCUUAGCGUUCGGGAUUCUCCGAUUGCGGGGCGUCAAUGGCAUGGGCGGAUGGCGGUGGCUGUUCGCAAUCGAGGGCACCCUCACAGGAUUGAUUGGCAUUGCAACCUAUUUUUAUAUGCCACCGUCUCCAACGCAGACGGCAUCACGUUUCCGAGGUAAGGAUGGUUGGUUCAACGAGAGAGAAGAAAAGAUCAUGGUAAAUCGCGUUCUCCGUGAUGAUCCUUCCAAAGGCGACAUGCAUAACAGACAGGCUGUCACACCAAAGCUGCUAUGGCAGUCAUUUCUUGACUGGGAGAUGUGGCCCAUCUAUCUACUAGGCCUUUCAUUUCUGAUCCCCAAUCAUCCGAUCACAAGCUACCUCACGCUACAGUUGAGGGCGAUCGGAUUCGGCACGCUUCAAACCAAUCUCCUCAGCAUCCCUGCCUAUGUGCUCUUCAUCGCCGGUCUCCUUUUCUGGACUUGGGUUUCUGAGGAGACGAACGAGCGUUUCCUAACCGGUCUCGUAAGCCAGAUCUGGAUGCUACCCCUGUUGGUAGCGCUCGAAACGAUCCCUAGCAGUGCAAGCCCCUGGACUAAAUAUACGCUUUCGAUGUUGCUGGUCGGAACACCAUAUGUGCAUGCCAUCAAUGUCGCCAUAACCUCCCGGAAUGCCGGCUCGGUAAGAACGAGAACUGUUGCAUCUGCACUGUACAACAUGUUCGUGCAAGCAAGUAGUCUAAUAUCGCAGAAUAUCUACCGCGAAGAGGAUAAGCCGAUGUACAGAACUGGCAACAAGAUCCUCCUCGCUAUUUGUGCCUACAACUUCUUUCUCUUCAUUGGGGCCAAGCUCUUCUACGUCUGGCGCAAUAGAGUCCGUGAAUCAAGAUGGAAGGAGAUGAGUCACGCGGAGAGAAGUACAUACCUUGCGACUACAAAUGAUAAAGGCAACAAAAGACUCGAUUUUCGAUUUGCACAUUGA